Molecule: messenger RNA, 1554 nt
Organism: Gavia stellata (red-throated loon)
Lineage: Eukaryota; Metazoa; Chordata; Aves; Gaviiformes; Gaviidae
Gene: PRDX3
Product: peroxiredoxin 3
Exons: 7
Coding region: 1-717 (238 amino acids)
Biological process (GO): response to oxidative stress; cellular response to stress; hydrogen peroxide catabolic process
Cellular component (GO): cytosol; mitochondrion
Molecular function (GO): thioredoxin peroxidase activity
Source: RefSeq, a predicted model, not a curated record
AUGGCCGCCGCGCUGGGAAGGCUCCUGCGGACCGCGGUGCCCGCUGCCGCCGCCGCUGCCGGGAGGAGGCUGACGGCGCGGCCCCUGCCCUGCGCCCGCCGCCAGUUCAGCCUCGGCUCCUCGCGGUUUGCUCCAGCGGUAACACAACACGCCCCGUUUUUUAAAGGAACGGCCGUUGUUAACGGAGAGUUCAAAGAGCUGAGCCUGGAUGAUUUCAAGGGGAAGUACCUGGUCCUCUUCUUCUACCCCCUGGACUUCACCUUUGUCUGCCCCACAGAAAUUGUGGCGUUCAGCAACAAAGCAAAUGAAUUUCGUGAUGUGAACUGUGAAGUGGUGGCAGUUUCUGUGGAUUCUCAUUUUUGUCAUCUGGCCUGGAUAAAUACACCACGAAAGAGCGGCGGUUUGGGCAAAAUGAAUAUUCCAGUUCUGUCAGACCUCACAAAGCAAAUCUCCCGUGAUUAUGGUGUACUGCUAGAAGGACCUGGGAUAGCAUUAAGAGGUCUCUUCAUCAUUGAUCCAAAUGGGAUCAUCAAGCAUCUAAGUAUCAAUGAUCUCCCCGUCGGUCGUAGCGUGGAAGAGACCCUCCGCUUGGUGAAAGCAUUCCAGUACGUGGAAACACAUGGAGAGGUUUGCCCGGCAAACUGGACUCCAGACUCCCCUACAAUCAAACCAAGCCCAGAAGCUUCUAAAGAAUAUUUUGAGAAAGUGCAUACAUAAACGCUCAAGUAUGUGGACAAAACUCUUAGUUACCAUAAACUGAAGACAUUAGGAAAGCAGCUGUGAUUAUAAAAAAAAAAAAUAAUAAAAAUCAAGUCAAAGUUCUCAUUUUCUCAUGUUUAAGAAGAAAUUAAAUGCUGAAAUAUUUACUGACUCCCUUGUCUUGCUUUAAAAAGAAGGGUAAAAACUAAGGCUUUUUUCCUCCCCCUUUUGCAACUUCAGUUUCAUUAAUUUCUGUGACCACUAGUCGUCUUCCUGAAUACAACAAGUACACAAAAUACAGUUGUUUUCCACUGGGUUUUUCCUCUUUCCUUAACUAGUUUUGGACCAGAAAGUAUCCUGCGUUUUCUUUUCUCCCAUGAAAAAUUAAGUUCUGUAAGAAGAGUUUGAAACAAUGGGGACAAUACAGAAAAUAGAAUUUUGAUACAUGGUUUGUUUUUAAUGAAUUUUGCAGAGGAAGAGAUGAAUGUAAUAAGCAAAAACUAUAAACCUGCCCCCCUUGUUUUUGCGUGUAAAUGCACCAUAACUUUAAAUGAAUGUAAAUAUGUGCCAUUUUAAUCCUGCAUAUAGUCAAAGAUGCAGUGCAGCUACACGGGAGCAUUAACAAGCAUGAAGAACUUGUAUUCUGCUUGGGAGAUGGUAAAAACUUGAACCAUAAUAGUGUACUUACUGGAGCUUAAUGACAAUCUUCCAUCAUUUAAAGCAUUGCUUAUUUGCUUGAAUCUGUCUCCAGGAAAAACUUAAAAGUUUCAAUGUACUGCUUGAAAACAAUGUCUCUAGCUAUAAUAUAUAUAGCCUAUCUCUAGCUGUAAUAAUAAAUCUUAACAUUGACUAGCA